GGGCUCUUGCUCUUACCUCCACUCAAACACCGUCCCAGCCACGUCUACUUCCUCCCCCCCUCUCUUCUGCUCUGAUUUAGGUCUCAGAUUUCUUCGCCCGUUUCCUUUCUGCGAGCCUUAGCUUCCGAUUCGCAUUCGUUUCGAUCCCGGAAUGGCGAUUCUGAGGAAUCUGGGGGCUGGUUUGGCUCUGUUGACGAUUAUCGGGAGCCUCACGUGCGCGGAAGCCCUCGCGGCUUCGAUUUCCUCAACGUGCCCCUUGCGGAAUCCGGUUAGAGACUCGAUCUUAGGGUUCCGAGAUUUCACGUGCCCGGUUGAUGAGAUCGAUUCUUCCUAUGCAUCCGAUGUAGUUGAGGGAAAUGAGAUGAUAUUGCAAAGGGCAUUGCAUAUGAUUCACCAGAGAUCACAUAAAUAUGUUGUUUUCCUCUUCUAUGCAUCAUGGUGCCCGUUCUCUGAAACUUUUAGACCAAUCUUUUCUGUUCUGUCUUCUUUGUUCCCUUCAAUUCCCCACUUCGCAAUUGAAGAGUCAGCUAUUAAGCCAAGUACUCUCUCAAAAUAUGGAGUUCAUGGCCUUCCCACGUUGUUGAUUCUGAAUUCUACAAUGUGUGCUCAAUAUCACGGCCCCCGGACCCUUGAUUCUUUAAUUACUUUCUAUAAUGGUGUAACUGGUGUCAAGACAGCAACAGAAGAUGUAAUAUCAUCCUUAGAGAAGGUCGGAUGUUCCUCAAACCAGCAUGGGUAUAAAAGUGGCAGUGAACCAGAAAGUUGCCCAUUCUCAUGGGCAAGGUCUCCCGAAAACUUACUUCGGCAGGAGACAUACUUGAUGCUGGCAACGGCAUUUGUUCUCUUGAGAUUGGCCUAUGCCCUUUUCCCCCACAUCCGCAGGUUUGCCCGAUUCGCUUACACGAGCUACAACAUGAGAAUAAGUUCCUUGUGGGAGCACCCUCUCCUCUACAUGCGCCGUGGGUUGCAAGUAUUUGAUUCGUUAAAGGAACAAUGCAAGCGAAGCAAUUUGCAGGAAGGAGCUAUGAAUGCCAGGGCAUGGGCCUCAAAGUCUCUGGCUUCCGUCUCAUUUGGUGAAGCAAGCACGAGUCGUGUUGCGCCUAGGUAAGUUUGAUUAAUUCGACACUUAAAAUUUCUAUAUGAUUAGAAAACAUUCUGCUUGCCUCCAUUGGGGUUGAUUUCGUUACGAGCCGAAAACCCAUUUUUUCUUUUUCUUUUUCUCUUCCUUUUUACGCGUUCAAAAUAUUUGGAUGUUGAAAAAUGAAACAACACGCAUGACUCUUGUCGUUGUAUUGUUGUAGAUACAAGUGUCAUCGUCAUUUUCGCCUCAUUGUCAAAAGACAGUGCUAACCUGUUUGUAUAUACAGUAACAUUUAGCGAAUAAGCUAAAUUUUUGAAUCUAGAUAUUUGUUGAACUCUGCGUGUGAAACUCAUUGUCCUCUUGAUCAUCAUCUCAUUAAACAAAGCUGUGUUAG
This is a messenger RNA of Cuscuta campestris, 1475 nucleotides long. The record is from the annotation of a GenBank genome assembly. Lineage: Eukaryota; Viridiplantae; Streptophyta; Magnoliopsida; Solanales; Convolvulaceae.